Molecule: messenger RNA, 2230 nt
Organism: Humulus lupulus (European hop)
Lineage: Eukaryota; Viridiplantae; Streptophyta; Magnoliopsida; Rosales; Cannabaceae
Exons: 8
Coding region: 132-1880 (582 amino acids)
Molecular function (GO): catalytic activity
Source: RefSeq, a predicted model, not a curated record
AAGAAGCACCCCAUUAUAAUAUAUCAAAUAGAUACUUUAAUUUUUUACCAAAAAAUGUCAACUGCACUGUAAGCUGAAUUAAAAAGCUAUUCUCUUCUGAAGCAUCUUUCUCUCUUUCAAGGCACCACAAUAUGCUUCUUCUAAUAUUACUGGUAUUACUGCUCUUCAGUGGAAAUAAGAACUCUGUUUUUGCUUAUCAAAAGAGCAAUGAAGUUGACUAUAGCAGUACUGAAUGUCCAGACAAAAUCGAUCAAUGCUCAUCUCUUGAGUGUGCAUUUGAGUUAUUCGAUGCCAGCUUCUUCAACAAUACACAGAUGUUGGAGACUGUGAAGAGUGCAAAGGAGUUAAACAUCCCCACAAUUAGGGCCAAUAGAAAACUUGUAGCUUCCAUUAAUGGGGGUUUGCAGUACCCUUCGGUUUUGAUCUUCAAUCCACAAUGGGGCACUACUCAACACUCACCACCAAACACCACUACAUUCAAAUACCCUUCUUCCUCUGCCUUUCAAAGGCCUUCAAAUGACGAAGAUAUUGCUUUCAUGACAAUUACUGAGUUAGGACAGCUCUUUAAGACAAAGCAAAUUACAUCUUUGGAGCUAACUGAGAUUUUCUUGAGAAGAUUGAAAAGGUACAAUGGUGUUCUUGAAGCUGUGGUGUCUUACACAGAAGAAUUGGCAUACAAACAAGCAAAAAAGGCAGAUAAUUUGCUUGCCAAAGGAGUCUAUUUAGGUCCUCUGCAUGGUAUUCCUUACGGACUAAAGGACAUAAUCUCAGUACCAAAAUACAAAACAACAUGGGGUUCAACCACUUUCAAGAAUCAAGUCCUAAACACUGAAGCUUGGGUCUACAAGAGGCUCAAGUCAGCAGGGGCAGUGCUGGUGGCCAAGCUUGUUCCGGGGUCAUUGGGCUACGAUGACAUAUGGUUUGGAGGAAGGACUAGGAACCCUUGGAAUAUUGAGGAGUUCUCCACAGGCUCAUCGGCAGGCCCCGCCGCGGCCACCUCGGCAGGCAUGGUUCCCUUCGCCAUUGGAUCAGAAACAGCCGGAUCCAUCUCCUAUCCCGCCGCGCGUUGUGGGAUUACAGCGCUACGCCCCACAUUUGGCACCACUGGCCGGACUGGCGUGAUGAGCCUUUCAGAAAGCUUGGACAAGCUAGGGCCUUUCUGCAGAGAUGCGGCAGACUGUGCUAUAGUGUUGGAUGUUAUCAGAGGAAAAGAUCCAAACGACAUGUCGUCCAGAGACAUGCCCUUUGAGGAUCCAUUCUCAGUGGACAUCACAAAGCUGAGAGUGGGAUAUCUUGAGGAUGCUGAAAUGGAGGUUGUUAAAGUGCUGGAGUCCAAGGGAGUUGAGAUGAUUCCCUUUAAGCUAAAUUACACAGUGGACAGUGUUCAAGGCAUCCUCAACUUCACCAUGGAGGUUGAUAUAUUGGCUCACUUUGAUGAGUGGCAGCGUUCUGGAUCUGAUCAAGAAUACGAAGCUCAAUACCAAUGGCCGACUGAGCUUCGUCCGGCACGCCUAAUUCCAGCUGUUGACUAUGUACAGGCACAAAGAGGGCGUGGAAGGUUGAUUAAAGAAGUGGAAGAAAGUUUGAAGAGUAUUGAUGGUUUCAUUGGAAAUGCAACUGAUUGGGAGAAAGUAUGCAUGGGGAAUCUAGUUGGGAUGCCUCUCAUUGUGGUCCCAACAGGCCUCAAACCCAUCUCCCAUUCACCUCCCAAUACUCCACGGAGAACUACCAUCACCACCGGAAUUUAUGCUCCUCCUCAAAAGGAUCACAUUGCUCUUGCACUAGCAAUGGCUUACCAGUCGGUCACUAAUCAUCACAAGCAGCGCCCACCCAUUGACGAAGAUCUGGACUCACACGUGUUGUCAUUUAGCAUUGCCUAACAUCACAUGAGAUAGCAAUUUAUGGUUGGUUGUUAAACAAAAUGUAUGAGAUCCGAUAUUAGAUUGCACCAAUAACAAUGUGUUAUUUUCUUGUGGUAUUGGACAGCAGUGGUAUCCCUUACCAAUACUCAAUGUGAUUUAUUUUCUUUUCACGGAUCACAUAAUUUAAAUGGACGACAUUCACCUAAUGUGAAACGAAGCAUUCGAAAAACUUGAGGAGAAAUUAUAGUGACAUUUGUAGCUUUAACACUUUCUAUUUAUAGAUUUAGAUGUGUUGUUUUAUACCAUAUUGUAAUAUAUAGUACUCUAUUAGAUUGUUUUAUAUAGCAUAUUUUUAAAUUGACUUGUAU